This is a messenger RNA of Puccinia graminis f. sp. tritici CRL 75-36-700-3, 2224 nucleotides long. RefSeq lists its product as uncharacterized. Gene Ontology annotation, molecular function: protein binding; cis-regulatory region sequence-specific DNA binding. The record is from RefSeq and is a predicted model, not a curated record. Bases 87 to 1985 code for a protein of 632 amino acids. Gene Ontology annotation, cellular component: nucleus. The transcript is spliced from 5 exons. Lineage: Eukaryota; Fungi; Basidiomycota; Pucciniomycetes; Pucciniales; Pucciniaceae.
UCUGUACAUCUGGAAGUGUCCUUGUCUGUACGCCGCUGUUUCAAAUUUGGGGAGAUUCAUGAUGAAUUGAGAACCCCGCUUCCCCCAUGAGCCACGCGCUGACGGUCGAGCAAGCAAGCACUCUUCAAGCUCAUCCGCUGGAAGGCCCCACCAGUCCAGAAGGCAGCGUGUCCAAGGGAGCCGGAGCAGUGAUGCUUAUCAGCCCAGCAGAUUGCCCGAGAACAGGAUCAUCAAACCAGCCAUCAAUCAACCCUCGAUCGAUCAAACCACUAGGAAACUUGAUCCUAUCUCCACCGGAUGCCUACGCUGCUCGUGCCAAAAGUCUGGGGAAGCUAUCGAUCCUCCCGGAUGAAUUACUCCUGCUAGUCUUCUCAGAACUCUCACCACCAGAGCUGCAUGAUUGCCAAGCCGUUAGCACGUAUUUCUUUGCUUGGUGUGCCGGACUAGACGGUCUUUGGAAACCUGGCUUUAUCUCCGAAAACCGCGGCUGCCUGUCUGACUGGAGAGGCAGUUGGAGAUCGAGCUAUAUCUUGAAAUUCAUCAGCUCGCCCAAGAAGCUCGGUCUCGAACGAACCAGCGAUCGUCUCCCGACCGAUUCGAUUAGAGUACCAAAUGUCUUCUCAGAUGUCUUAUUUCAACCUAUCCUAUGUGUCAACCAUUCCAUCAGUUCCAUCAUCGCUCAUCUGGUCGGCUCGAGAAAGUUUCACUCCAACAUCCGCAAACUUACUGUCAAAGAACCACGAGCAUUCCAGCAUUCCAACCGGCCUAUGAUUCUGAAGGAGUUGAUCGAAGACUGGCCAGCAUACAGCCGUUCAUCAAGUCAUCGUUGGACACUCGAAUCAUUAACCCAGCGAUACCCGAACCUUCAAUUCAGGGCCGAAUCAACUCUCACCACGCUCGAAGAUUACCGAGAGUAUCACGAUAACUGUCAGCUGGAUGAAAGCCCGGUUUACUUAUUCGACAGUCAAUUCGUCGAAAAAUCAGCUACACCUCGAUUCAAUAGAGGCUUAGCCGACGAUUUCUCGGUGCCUGAAAUCUUUCGGCAGGAUCUGUUUUCUUGUUUGGGGGAUCAAAGACCUGACUACCGUUGGCUUAUUAUAGGGCCUGCCAGAUCUGGAUCAACUUGGCAUAUCGACCCCAACGGAACCUCCGCUUGGAAUGCGGUGAUUACCGGCAAAAAGUAUUGGAUUUGUUUCCCUCCUCAUACCACUCCACCCGGUGUGAUGGUCAACGAAGAUGAGAGUGAAGUCGAGAGCCCUUUAUCGAUCUCCGAAUGGUUUCUGAACUAUUAUGAGUUUGCAAAGAAGACCUAUGGUAGCUUUGCCAAAGAUCCUGAGACGCGCGGUCUAAUGCUGGAAGGUGUGUGCGAGGCCGGUGAGACCUUCUUCGUUCCUUCCGGUUGGUGGCAUCUCGUUGUGAACUUGGAACCAUCGAUUGCGAUUACCCAAAAUUUUGUCUCAGAUAACGAAUUGGGGUCGGUGCUACAUUUCAUGAAGCACAAACCAGACCAAUUAUCCGGAUUCAAAUUGGCUAGAAAGGAGCUCAUGACUGGAGGGGGUUGCAGUGAUAGUCCAACCGACAAACUGUCGUCAUCAAUCCUUGAGACUUUUAUCUCUCAACUCUCUCGGUCCCAGAAAGUUUCGGAGCAAACUUUGAGCUUGGCCUUGAACUCGGUCGAACAAAUAGAAUCCGAACGGAAUCACAAUCGGACUACGAGAUUGGAGCUCCAGCGAAAGGGUGAGGAGGCCAACCACCAAGCUAAGAAGCGGAAGAAUCAAUCCACCGAUCGACCGGAUUCUUCAACCAGUUCCUCGAUGUGGAAUGAAAUCAAGAGGUCAAAAUUAAAUCUGAUCAGUGGUCACCUGAAUAAACAAUCAGACGAUGCGGCCGAUAUAGCCCAGCACUGCAACUCCCUUGUUGGGAAUGACGCGACUGAACCUAGUCCUGAUGCCGGUGGCUUCAAGUUCGGGUUUGACUUGGAAUAACGAUACUGCCCCCUUUUUUUUUUUUUUUUUUUUUUUUUUUUGCUUGCUUGCUUGGAUUCUUUGUUUAUGAACACUGCAACUGUCUGUCGUUUUUCUCAGCUUGAUACUCAACAGUUGUACACCCAAAAGGUUUGUUUGCUGAGCAUUUUAUGUACUUGGUCAUGAAUUUGCUUUGCACAGUGUUUACCAAAUGACAUCCCAUUUUCGCUUCAUUCAAAUGGCUUCAUCCUCCUGAGUAG